GAAAGAGGAUCGUUUUGGCCGCGGACCCCCCCCCCCCCCCGAUGCAGGCCAUCAAGUGCGUGGUGGUGGGCGACGGUGCCGUGGGUAAGACAUGUCUGCUCAUCAGCUACACCACCAAUGCAUUUCCCGGGGAGUACAUCCCGACGGUGUUCGACAACUAUUCGGCUAAUGUCAUGGUGGAUGGGAAGCCGGUGAAUCUGGGACUAUGGGACACGGCGGGUCAGGAAGAUUAUGACAGGCUGCGACCACUCUCCUAUCCACAGACGGAUGUAUUCUUGAUCUGCUUUUCGCUCGUGAGUCCAGCGUCUUUCGAAAACGUCAGAGCAAAGUGGUACCCAGAGGUCCGGCAUCAUUGUCCAAACACGCCAAUAAUUCUGGUGGGAACUAAGCUGGACUUGAGAGAUGAUAAAGACACCAUUGAAAGACUAAGAGAUAAAAAGCUGGCUCCCAUUACCUACCCACAGGGUCUGGCUAUGGCCCGAGAGAUAGGUGCCGUGAAGUACCUGGAGUGCUCAGCGCUCACUCAACGAGGGUUGAAAACCGUCUUCGACGAAGCCAUCCGAGCCGUGCUGUGCCCACCGCCCGUGAAAAAGCGUAGAAAGAAGUGCACCGUUUUCUAGGAAGAGCUCCUCGACGUCCGAGAACCAUAACCUUCAUAACAACGCAAUCCGCUGGUAUUUUAUCCAAAUUGUGGCCCCGAGUGGAAUGAGACUGCAGAAAGAGGGCGUCCCAACAUGUCGUCUCUCUCUCGAGUUGGAACAGUUAGCCUUGAGAGUCAAGUCCUGAAGUCAGUAAUUGUUGUUUGCGCUGUGUUGGGUUUUGUGUGAGGCAAUGUGGCUGUCUUCAUGGGUGGGACUCAUUCAUCUAUUUCUUUUUCCUAAGCUGCAGUAUCCCCUCUUUUGGUGGCUUCUAUAUUUUUUUUAAAAAAAAGUCUUGUCGCACAAAGCUCUCCCAAGUGUCGCUCGGAACGGCUAUCAUUUCCAUUGCGGAAACAGUAUUAACCGGUCUCAGUAUCGGUAUCUGCUUAAUUCUUUGACUUGAAUUAGUUAAAUGACCAUUUGGGGAAUGCUGAAUUCCAGAUUUCCACUAUGCCUAUUAGUUCUCUUCAUUUUUUCCAUUUCACGGACUCUUGACAAUGUAGACCCAAAAAGGAUUAUUUUGCUUAGCAGUUAGUCCACUAAUUGCUGACUAUUUAAAAUGACUCCUGGUGUAUCUUAUCACCCUGUCUGUCUAGGAAUGGCAGUAAUUUCUAGUGCCUAUCAGUCCACAUUACUGAUUAUUAAAGCCCAAACCAUUGUCACAGCAACAUCUAUAACCCGCCAUAUCGAUGGAUUCUCUCCCACCCCUCCCCAUAUCCCCCCCCAAAAAAGUUGCAAAAUUGAAAAGUUCAUUACAAGAUCUUGUGUCAAAAUAAUUUUUGAUCUUUUGUAACCGUUUUUUUUUUGCAGGAGAUCAAAACUAGGGAUACUGCAGUGUUUAAACGUGGUAUAGACUUUUUUUUUGAUGGUCUGUAAGCAGCUCUGGAUGACCGUGGGCUCGCUGAGUGCAACGUGGGCUAAAGUCGAAAUGUAUGGAUGUAUGGGGAUCGCGGGGGGGGGGUGGGGAGGGGAGGCGUGUGUGUAUCGAAAGCCUGUAAAAAGCUUUCUGCUGGUUAAUGUGAAAUCAAUGUUUAACUGUUGUAUUCAUUAACUUUAUUAUAACACUAGCAGACUUGUGUUUUGCCAGACAGGUUUCUCCUUUUAUUCUUAAAAUUACUACCAGUAAAAAAAAAAAUUGCCCGUUGCAGUGUCAUGUAAGCAACGAAACAUUCGCUCAUUUUAGCUGGUACUAAUACUAAAGAAAGGUUGUGCUAAUUUGACAUCUUUUCAUUCCUAGCACUGGCCGCUGUGAUGGGAGUCUCAGUAUUUUACUCUUAAUUGACAUCCUAGCCUUAACCCUGGGAGAGAACUGCCUCUUCUGGAAAUCUCACUUUUUAUUUACUAUUUUUUUUAUUUGUUGUUGGGAUUUUUUUUCUUAUUGCAUUCGUACGAGUUUUUUGAACAAUUUCUAACUUGGCACGUUCUCAAGGUGCGACUUCUUGAACCAAAUUAUGUUUAAAAAAAAAUGAAUUUCAUUAAAUAUUGUAGUAUCCUCAUAACCUUA
Callorhinchus milii (elephant shark) is the source of this 2142-nucleotide messenger RNA. It is a transcript of the gene rac3a, whose product is annotated as Rac family small GTPase 3a. Gene Ontology annotation, molecular function: protein kinase binding; GTPase activity; GTP binding. Lineage: Eukaryota; Metazoa; Chordata; Chondrichthyes; Chimaeriformes; Callorhinchidae. The record is from RefSeq and is a predicted model, not a curated record. The coding region runs from base 42 to 620 and encodes 192 amino acids. The transcript has 6 exons. Gene Ontology annotation, cellular component: plasma membrane; cytoplasmic vesicle; cell cortex. Gene Ontology annotation, biological process: cortical cytoskeleton organization; regulation of actin cytoskeleton organization; motor neuron axon guidance.